AUGUCGAGCAGCAUUGUGACAGACACGUAUACUGAGUCAAGCUCUGCCCUUGAGGGCACACCGUCUGUGGCAUCAUACUCAGACGGGCAGACAAUCGACAACAGCAUGCAAGCUAGUGUUGGUGCCAGCAUGUCGGCUUUAGAUGGUGUUAGUUCUGUAAAUAGCAUGGAUUCAAGUAGUAGUGCGUUGGCAAGCAUGCCGGACCUGAAUUUGCUUUCGUCGACCAGCCUCGAAGAAAGCGUGCAUGCAAGCAUGGCUCCAAGCACUGUACAAACAGGCAUGGUGACCACAUCAGAGACUAUUGGUGUGGCAGUUAGUAGCAUGGAUGGAAGCAUGGUUACUAUGGCUACCGGCCACACGCAGACAAGCAUGUUAGAGCCUUCUGCUUCCAUAUCUACCGCAUACAACAGCAUGGACGGAAGCAUGAUAACUAUGGCAAAUGGAAACUCACAAGCAAGCAUGGCAGAUGCGUCAAAUACUUUAUCUAGCAGCAUGGACGUCAGCAUGGACGGCAGCAUGGCUACACAAGCAAGCGUGGUAGAUGCGUCAAAUACUUUAUCUAGCAGCAUGGACGGCAGCAUGGCUACACAAACAGGCUUGGUAGAUGCGACUGUCAGUACACCAUUCAACAGCCAGGAUGUGAGUAUGACUUCUAUGGUUACUGGAGACGGACAAACAAGCAUGGUGGGCGGUGGCAUGUCAUCAACAACAUCUGUGGAUACACAGACCAGCAUGAUCGAUCCAUCAUCUACUCUUGCUACAGCGCUCAACGGCAUGGACGGAUCUGCGACAACAACUCCAGGAGCAGCUUCUCCUGGUGAAUCUGGAACUACAAGACUGACUACAUCUGUCAGCACGGCUACAAGCCUCGAAGGUGGCAGUGUUGUAACCAGCAUGAUGGGGUCUUCAACGAUGGAUUUGCUGAUGUUACCGCCUCUACAGAUACCAUGCCUACCAGUGCAGCCGACGGCAUCAACGGUGCCAUCACAUCUUUGGCAUCAGACAGCAGUGUAA
This is a messenger RNA of Haliotis rubra (blacklip abalone), 1014 nucleotides long. RefSeq lists its product as uncharacterized. The record is from RefSeq and is a predicted model, not a curated record. The transcript has a single exon. Lineage: Eukaryota; Metazoa; Mollusca; Gastropoda; Lepetellida; Haliotidae. Bases 1 to 1014 code for a protein of 337 amino acids.